AUGGCGGAGGAAGAGCCGCUGGUUAAUCUGGAGAAAGAAGAUGUGGCGGUGACAGAGAAAGUGUUUGUUGAAGAGGUGAAAGAGACGAGUCGCAUUGCUUUGCCUAUGAUAGUGGUGACAGUCAGGGGCGGAGCUACCCUUGCCCGAGGGGUGUCAAUAUCACAGUACCUUUUGCGCGUUUCGCCAAUGAUUAUGUUAGGUCACCUUGGUGAACUCUCACUUUCUAGUGCUUCUAUUGCUACUUCACUUUCCAAUGUUACUGGUUACAGUGUUCUUUUUGGAAUGUGUAGUGCGCUGGAGACUCUAUGUGGGCAGGCCUAUGGAGCAGGACAAUAUCGAAAACUUGGAACUUUUACUUAUAGUGCUAUUAUUUGUCUGUUUCUGGUAUGUAUACCAGUCUCUGUUCUGUGGAUCUUUACGGAUAAACUUCUUAUAUUGAUGGGCCAAGAUCCUUCCAUUGCAACUGAAGCUGGAAAAUACGCGAUUUGGCUCAUUCCUACACUAUUUCCAUAUGCUAUUCUUCAGUCACUAGUCCGGUAUCUGCAGGCACAGAGUUUAAUCCUACCAAUGCUUUUAAGUGCAGUUGUAUCUUUAUGCUUCCAAGUUACGAUUUGUUGGGUUUUUAUAUUCAAAUUGAAUUUAGGGAUUAUCGGAGCAGCAUUGUCAAUCGGUUUAUCUUAUUGGUUGAAUGUGAUCUUGCUUAUACUUUAUGUGAAGUACUCAUCGGUUUGUGAAAAGACUCGAGCUUCAUUCUCUAGGGAUGUUUUCCUGACUACAGGGGACUUCUUCCGGUUUGCAAUCCCAUCUGCUGUAAUGGUUUGCUUGGAAUGGUGGGCAUUUGAGCUAAUCAUUCUGCUCUCUGGUCUGUUUCCAAAUCCGAUGCUAGAAACAUCCGUUCUGUCCAUAUGCUUUACAAUCACUACUGUGCACUACCAUAUACCUUAUUCUUUCGGUGCUGCAGCAAGUACACGGAUUUCAAAUGAGCUUGGAGCUGGGAGGCCACAAGCGGCAAAAAUUGCUCUCGCUGCUGUGAUAGUUCUUUCAGCUACAGAGGUUGUUCUUGCUAGUAUAACUCUAUUUGUAGUCCGCGAUGUAUGGGGCUAUGCAUUUUCUUAUGAGAACGAAGUAGUUACUUAUGUCGCAGAAAUUACUCCUAUUCUUUGCAUAUCAAUCAUCAUGGACGGCACCCAAGCUGUACUAUCAGGAGUUGCCAGAGGAAGCGGGUGGCAGCAUAUUGGAGCCUAUGUGAACCUUGGAGCAUAUUAUUUGGUUGGAAUUCCCGCGGUUCUAUUACUUGGAUUUGUAUUGCAUCUAAAAGGCAAGGGUCUUUGGAGUGGAUUGGUGGCUGGAACAACUGUGCAAUCUAUUUCACUCUCCCUUGUCACAGGCUUCACCAAUUGGGAGAAACAGGCCAUUGAAGCAAGACGCAGAAUAUUUAGUGAAAAGCUUGCUGGCAAAAAUAAGUUCAUUGAAUUACAGGACAUUCAAAUGCUAAAGAGUGAAAUGAAGCUUUAACUUGCUUUGAUUUAGCAAGGAUCACCCCUCAUCUUAGUACCGAUUGGACAAUUUUGAACGUAAUCCCUCUCUCAGGUGUUAAAUUUAUUCUUCUUUUUAUGCUUUUAAAUAAACUUAUCAAUUAUUCCAUUCAAGGACAGCUUUUUGUUCUCCGCGGAAUGAGAAAGAUCGAACUUUAGCUGAAUAGUUUCAGUGUUGUCAGAUACAAUUUUCCUGUUUCCUCAUACAAUGCAGGAUCUUCAAAAAUUGUUUUCCUGUUUCAUAGAUA
Molecule: messenger RNA, 1783 nt
Organism: Solanum tuberosum (potato)
Lineage: Eukaryota; Viridiplantae; Streptophyta; Magnoliopsida; Solanales; Solanaceae
Product: protein DETOXIFICATION 9-like
Exons: 8
Coding region: 1-1515 (504 amino acids)
Biological process (GO): xenobiotic detoxification by transmembrane export across the plasma membrane
Cellular component (GO): membrane
Molecular function (GO): antiporter activity; xenobiotic transmembrane transporter activity
Source: RefSeq, a predicted model, not a curated record